This is a messenger RNA of Racocetra fulgida, 235 nucleotides long. The record is from the annotation of a GenBank genome assembly. Lineage: Eukaryota; Fungi; Glomeromycota; Glomeromycetes; Diversisporales; Gigasporaceae.
GAACCUGCAAUUCAGGAACUCCUUUCUGCAACUAUACAUAACCAUGACUAUAGCCCAAUGGCUUUAAACAAAGAUAACCAAGAUACAAAAAUCAUUUCUACCUAUAAUGAACUACAAGCAACCCCCAAUCCUAACAGACCAAUUAAAGUAAAAAUAACUAACCAGAAGUAUCCUGCUUUUGACUACACAAGCCUAAAAAACAAUGAUAAUGAACAAAUGCUUCAGACUACAAAUG